Messenger RNA from Paramuricea clavata, 5013 nucleotides. The record is from the annotation of a GenBank genome assembly. Lineage: Eukaryota; Metazoa; Cnidaria; Anthozoa; Malacalcyonacea; Plexauridae.
AACCUGCUUCCGAUGCCGCUUUGUAUCUGUCGAUAAAAUUUAGCCAUUCUUUGAACAUAAAACUGAUAUUUGCAUCAACUUUUAUCCCCGGCAUUUUGUAAAUAUUUAGUUCGUGGAAUUGUGCGUGGUUGGUGCGUGUAGUCGCGCAGGCCAUGACAACAGAAGACAACAGACAUGACAUGUCGAAUGAGAAAUCUAAUUGUUUUUCCGAAAAGAAAUUCCUUUGAAACCAGUCAAUAAAGGGCACAUAUUCAGAAUCAUGGCUUUGCUAAACCGUCGUCUAAAAGACCGUGAUAUAGAAAGAUUUCCCUUGGUGGGAGAAAAUGAUGGAAAUUUGAGUGAAUACGGUGACGAAACUGACCUUGACACCGAGGCGAACGAACAAUUUCAACAUCAUGGGAUUUCACUAUGGCUUUCAGAUUCAGUACUUAUGCUCAUUGAACACAUUCAGAUUUUCGCAGUGUUCUUGGUCUUGUCAGAGAAAUGGAGCUGGCCUUUAGAUUGGAUAAGAGAAACAUCUUUUGUGCUUUUGAUCAAUCUUGAUAUUUGGGAAUUUUGGAAGAUCAAUAAAGAUAUCUAUGAUGGAGCAAGUGAGGCUCAUGUCCCAUCUAGCAACAUGUUUAGUUACAAAACAUACCUGGUUAUUUGGACUGUUUUUACUUUCGUUUUCUGCACAGGUUUUGUUGCAAUGUAUCGAUAUUUAAUUUAUAAAAGACCACUUUAUUUAUUGUUAUAUCUGACAAGAAUGAAACGUGUGUUGUCUGUUGUUGCUCAAGUUGUCUGCAUUCCAAUUGGGCUAGUGGUUGUCAGGUUGCUCCAAUGUCGUCCUGAGGUAACAGCCUCACGAGCACCAAGUUUGGAACAAAUGGAAAAGGUUUUGAAUGUUGAAAAUAAUAUAAAGUGUUGGAGUGGAUCGCAUCUUAUUUAUGGACUUGAAACAUUAGGAUGGUUUUUGUUGCUGAUUGCAGCAUUACUGUUCCUUGUUUAUCCUGUAUAUCUGUGGCGGGUUACAAAAGGUGAAGUGUUCACCCACUCAAGCACACAACAUGAAGGAUACUUGCAGCUGAAAGAAGCAGAAUAUCUGAAAGGGCUGGAUAUAGUCUGGGCUGUUGAGCAAUUUUUCUUGUUCUCUUCAUAUCGUCGACCCUGGGUUUAUUACCAGUCUGUGAUGUACUUCCUACGAUUCUCAGUCAUAUUUGCCUAUGGUAUAUCACUAGAUUACCAAGUAUACCCAAUGGCUAUAGUAACUAUCACAAUGUUUCUAUUGGCUUUGCUGAUGAUGGUGGUUAAGCCAUUUCGUGUGAAUGCAUUUAAUGUCAUGAAGAUUGUUUCAUUGUUGUGUAACUCAUUAAAUGCAUUAAUUGGACUUCUGUUGGAGUUGGAAGUUGAAAGUGCCAUUCUGAUAUAUCCAAACAUUAAAUAUGCACUGCUUGGUAUCAACAGCUUUGCUAUACUUGCUUUUGUUGUCUUUUUCUCUUUCCUUGUUUUGCGUCACUAUGGUGUCAUCAGAAAGAAGCGGCCACUCUGGCCAGCUUUAUCAAAAGAUGAAAAAUCACAAGAGUUAGACUCUGACACAAAGCGAUACCUGAGAGCAGUUUUACAAGGCAGACAAGUACUCGAGAGAGCACUCUCCACUCCACCAAUAUUUGCACCAGUUCACGAACUUGAAAGGCAGAUUCAGAUUAUCAAUGCAUAUUGCCGUGAAGCUGAAGUCACUGGGAACCAAACAUUUGACACUCUUUGGGAUCUUCUUGAUGAGCUUAUUGAAGCACACAAUGUCUUCAAUUCUCAGUCGUUAUUUUCCCAAUCAAACAAGACAACUGUUCAGGACACAGCAAAUGAACUGAUGAAAAUCAUGCCAGCAUUCCGCAAGAGAAUGGAUAAACGGGAAUAUGAUUUUAUCCUUAUGAAUCCUGUAAAAAGAAGAAUGCUUUUGAAAUUGUAUGCACUAGGAUUAUUCCUUAAUGGACGGAGUACUAAAGCACAAGAGAAUGUCACAAAGAAAUUAAGAUUUGAUAAAAUGGCCAAAAGAUCUGUAGCAUAUGACUGGAAGGGAAGUAGUAUAGGGUCACCACUGUAUUCAAACAGUGACAGUGCAUCAGUGCCAAACACUGCUGGGACACUUGAUAAGUUGACUGAUAGUGUUGAUGAUUUACUUAAACAUGUUGAUUCUGUAACAAACAACAACAACGAUGGUCCACAGAUACUAGUUGUGCAACAUGAAAAGAAUGUUUCAAACAGCUCAGGUGAGUAAAUGGUAAAUUUAAGUCAGUUGUAUCUAAGAAAAGACAAAAUGUUUACUCUACACUAUAUGUCUACAUUAGAGCUGUGCGGUUAACUUAAAAAUUUGGUUCUUCCGGUACUUUUUUCAGAACCGAAAAAUGAUAUGCAAAAGUUGGGGAUAGUUAUUGUUGUGAACUUGCUUUAAUUUUUUUUUAAAACUAAGAAAUAUAUUUUCAUCUUCAUAUAAAUAAAUUCCAAUUGUUCUUUUAUUUAAUUAAUAUAUUCAGAGAUUUAUAAAAUCUUACAAAGGCAUAAAUUCAUCUAUUUAGUAAAAAUGCUCGAAACAUACAUAAAUGAGUUCAUGCAUUUGUACUGUUCUUCUUUUUUGAAAAUAACCGAAACCAAACAGAGGUUUUUUUGUUCCAAAAAAAACGGUCCAACUGAGUUAAAAUUUUUGGAACCACAUAGCUCUAGUCUACAUGCUGAAAUUUAUCAGUUAGAUUUACCUUGUUUUGUGGACCCUCUGCUUCGUGUCAGAAAACAUUGGCCAUCUCAGAGUAGGGCGCGAAAUAACGGCUGGAGGCUCGCCGGUCAAGGUGACGGGCCAACUCAAUUUUAGCUCGGACAUACCGAAUUUUUGGCCAGUCAAAUUAUUCAGCUUAAAGCAAAGCCUUGUAAAGUAUACCCCUAGAAAUGUAACUAUUUUUCCCAGUAUAGCAUUACAGAAAGCCUUACUGUAAUCAGUAAUUAAAAACUCCUUCACAUAAAACAGCUUGCACUGCACUAAAAGCAUGCAUGGGCUUAACUCUAAAAGCCAAAAGCAUGGCCAUGGGCUUUGAGACGUACUGCGUGGGAAAGCGCCAGUUGCUGGCGUACAUUGAAGUUCUUUUCCCGAAAAAUAUUCGACAACAUGUUAUGGUUCUUAAUUAUAAUACUUGACAAUUUUAUUUUGAUUAUUAAUUCAAAUGAAGAUUAGUUGGUUCUUUUACCAAAAGUGACUGGUCAAAAUGACCGGCAAGGUAAGAAUUUGACCAGACAACUCUGCAUUCUAGCCGGACACUGUCCAUUGACCGGCCGUUAUUUCGUGCCCUGCGGAUGCACAAAAUAUACUGUUUCCUUUGAUCCCAUUGAAUAAGUGUUUAAUAGACUGUACUGUUUAUUGCACUCUUGCCCCAAUGUCCUUGUUUUCAUGUGGUUAUUUCCUCAUGUUUCAUGCACAAUAGGGUUAAGGGUAGGUUUGUGAUUGGGCUCAAGAUCAAAGAGAAACAUAUUCAUGCAUGAAAGUGAGGAUAUAACCUUCAUGUGUGUGUCAUGCUAAAACAGACAAAAAUAGAAACAAGGCUAUUGGGGCAAAAGUGCAAUAAACAGUAAAUUCUAUUGUUUCCUCAACAUUCAAUAAUGUUGGGUAAUUCACCCCAAGGACUUUCAAGGCAAGCAUUGCAUUUGUUUAUUCUUCUUGUACAGAUGGUUCAAGUAUUUCACUUCCUGGUGCUGUUGCAUAUGAAGAGAAUAAUGACAUCACACAAAUUGUAUAGAUUGUUGUAAAUUACUGAAACAUGGGUUGCAAUUUUAUAUUAAUGUAAAUAUUGGUUAUGUAUAAUCAUGAUGACCUUAGGUCAUUUAAUCACAACUUAGGUGAUUUAAUCACAACUGUUGUAAUUCUACAUGAUGUAAUACUGUUACUAGAAAGGUUCAGAUUUGAUUUCUACCACUGGCGUACUGAGACCUUCCCGAGCAGGGGGGGGGUUCCACCACAGCCUCUUUCCUUUACCUACCAACUCAAUUUUACAUAUCAAUUAAUUUACUGACCAUUUCCAAUCAAUUUAUCAACAAGUCACGUUUUUUCCCUAGAUAAUUUUAUUGACAGUUUUGUUGACGAGUUUUGUAAAAUGUGGGUGUUGCAUCCCCCACUCAAUAUGUCCCUGACCUUCGCUACCUCUCCCUUACGCAUAUGAUUGGUUAAUCAGGUAGAUUAAACACUUAGACACAUCUGAUUGGUUAAUGGUAGUGGAAACCAAAAUCUGAACAUCUCUAUUGUGUUGCAUAUACAGACAACGACACUACAUACAGUAAGUUGUCUAAUGUAGAUUGUUGUAAAUAAUGUGUUGUAGUUUCGUGAGCUGCACAUUAAUUAAGUUAAUGCCAUUCCAGAAGUUGUAAAUAGAUUGUUGUAAAUAGACCUUGCUUUCAUAUUAUUAUUUCCUCAUGUAUUAUGCACAGUAGGUUAAGAAUAGGUUUGUGAUAGGGCUCAAAACAUCAGGAAAAAAGGGGUGAAGAAACAUUAGAUAUCCGAAGAGGGUAGGGGAAAUUUUCCUUACAAGAACUUUUUCUAAGUUCGGAGCUUAGUCGAAAUUUUUUUCUUUAUUUUUCUGUAUAUUUCAUGUAGUUGCUGGUUUUUUCUUUCCCAAAACGCUUGCAUGAAUUUGGAUCUGCCAAACCCGCCCAGAAUAUCUAAUGGUCCACCCUUGGCAAACACGGAAAACAUUAAAAAGAAGUUGGUCAAAAUGUUUUGUUGUUGGUCAAGGGAAAUAUUAAGAGUAAAUACGCUAUUAAACCUGAUUUGAAGAAAUACACCGUCUUUCAUCAAUAUUGAAAUUUGGUCAAAUUUGUUUUUGGUCAAAAUAUAUUGAGGAAACAAUACGAUUAAAUUUUAACUGUAAAGUACAUUGCACAUUACCAAUUAUUAUUUGUUUUGGGACCAAAUUUUGUCAGUAACUCUGAUAGAUUUAAAGUUUGUUCGUUCACUGCAACCAGGGUCCAGGUAUAUCAAUCAUGUUUUUUACAAUCAAC